Chrysochloris asiatica (Cape golden mole) is the source of this 891-nucleotide messenger RNA. It is a transcript of the gene NFAM1, whose product is annotated as NFAT activating protein with ITAM motif 1. Gene Ontology annotation, biological process: B cell receptor signaling pathway; positive regulation of cytokine production; positive regulation of B cell receptor signaling pathway. The transcript is spliced from 7 exons. The record is from RefSeq and is a predicted model, not a curated record. Gene Ontology annotation, molecular function: transmembrane signaling receptor activity. Lineage: Eukaryota; Metazoa; Chordata; Mammalia; Afrosoricida; Chrysochloridae. Gene Ontology annotation, cellular component: membrane raft. The coding region runs from base 1 to 891 and encodes 296 amino acids.
AUGGCCAAGCGUCAUCCCAUCGCAUGCAUAGCCCUGGAGGGCAUGCCCAUUCCCCAGAUGAUCCCCCUGGUUUUUACGCUGAGACAAAACAGCAGUUUCAUCGGAAAGCUGAGGCUCUUGCCUGGGAGUCUUCCCCUUGCAGGAGGACAGUCAGUAAUCCACACUGGUCCCCCCAUAGUGGUCACCCUGGCCAACAAAGUCGUUUCCUUUAACUGCAAAAUCACCUAUCUGUAUAUCUCAAAAUACAAGAACUUCAAGGUUAACUACUUCUAUGUCAACCGCCAGAGCCAGACUAGCACUGAGGAGCACACUGACUGCACACCCAGCCAGGGCACAGAGAAUCAGACCCAUUCUGUGGAGUGCCAGGUCACGUCUCGGCUGCAGGAUGCAUCAGCCACUGGCAUGUACUACUGCUCUGUUCAUUGGCAAGAAGACACGAAAAUCGGCAAUGGUACCUUCAUCCUGGUCCGAGACUCAGGUUACCAGAAGCCUGCACAGCCCUACCUGAAGAGCCUGCUCUUGGGCUUCACCGGCUUCCUGACUGUCCUGAGUGUCCUGGGUACGGCUCUCCUGCUUUGGAAGAAGAAACGAAUGUUGGUACCAGGGAAGCAGCUGGCCAGCAGCUCCAAGCAGCCUCCGUCCGAACCCAUCUACACGAGACCCCCUGAGCUGAUCCCCAGACUGCCGCACCAUCCCCUGUCUGAUGCCCUUGAUCCUCCAACCCCUGCCUGCCUGUUGCCGGGGAAACUGCCUCCUUGGCAACCAGCCCGCAUCCAUAUGAUGUACACAAGGAAGGAGGUUCCUGCCUCUUGCUCAGGCUGGCAGUGGGCUCUGCUCUGGCAGCCCCCCGACAUGGGACCCCGAGCCCAGCAGGAUCUAGGCUGUGCCUGA